UCCAUCCGACGUCACGCGCUCGAUCAUCUUUUUCGCGUUCUCCCAAAUCGAGAAGGGCAGGAAUCCAGAAGCCGUACGCGGCCUUCACGAUCGGAUGCGAGAGAGAGCCUUUCUGCCGCCGGAGAUGUGUCGCCUAACUGUGUAUCUUCUUUGCUUAUCUCGGGUAGCCUCCAAUGCUGACUUCACUGAUGAGAUUUUUAGUCCAGGUCCUGGUCUGUAGUAAAAGUUCUGUUAAUUAAAUUGCUAGACAGGCUACGUGGAUACAAGUACACUAGAGAGUAUUAGUCAGGUGUUAGCUGUUGUUUCUGUCAGUAAAAAUGGAACAGAACAUCGUAAAGGUGUUGGAUAAAGGGAAAAGGCAUGAUCUCAAGAGGAAGAGAGAUUCUUCUAUGGCUUUCACUGCUGAUGGCCAUGGCCUAACAACACAUGAGCAUAUUGGAGGCCAAUCCUAUGCACGUGCCUGCACGAUAACCGAAUGUAAAUCUAACUUAGGCUGCUAUCAAGGGAAUUACAUUGUCAAGAAUUAUUGCAAUUUCACCAAAAGUGGGUCACCACAGCGUGUGCUGUUCUAUGAAAAUGAUGAAUGGAAAGAUUUUCCAACAAAAGUUAUUAAUGCGGUUCAGGAAAAUUUCAACAUGAAGAAGACAAUUACCGAAGCAAACUAUCUGGGUCAACAAAUUUUGCUAGAUUUCAUUCACCUGGUUAGUAUAAUGUUGCAAACUGGUUUGAUGAAGCCAAUAGCUUGGAUUGAUGAUUGUGGAAAAUGCUUUUUCCCAGAAUCAUAUGCUAAUCGUUACACCUCAAAUAGAUGCCAUUGCUCUGACAAAGAAGACCAAACUCAUACUUGUUCUAAACCAAAUGGGGCACAUGUAAAAAAUGUUGAUCUCCAUAUGUCAAUUAGUGCAGCUGAAAGCUCAACUUCAGUUGCUGAUGAUGAGGUUUUGCCAAAUUUCAAACGGGUUAAAAGCGAACAGAUUUCUGCCACUGACCAAAACAAUUGUGCUGAUAUUAAUGAAGCAGUUGGUGAAAAUGAAAUGGGUUGUGCUUUUCAUUUAGAUAUUCCUGCUUUUGAAACUUAUCUUCAGGUACCUAAUGGUGGGCAUCAACUUAAUAGAGCUGUGCAGGAAAUGCUACUACAAGGAUUAGGCAGGGUAAUUGAUGAAAAAGACAUUGUUGGAAUUUAUAGAACUCCAUUGACAAAUAUUUUAGGUCAAGUUCGAUUUAACCUUUUCAAGCGCUCACUCAAAAGCAUAAAGAAUAUGCGAGCAUUGCAAACAUAUCUCAUUUUGAACUAUGGCUCACUUGUGCAUCCUAUCGACAGUGCUAGUUAUGCUGACGUUGACAAAAAUGGUGCUACCCAUCUUAUGUUGUGCCGCAUAGUCAUGGGGAAUGUAGAACUCAUAAAUUCUGGAUCUGAACAGUCUCAUCCUACGAAUGAUAAUUUUGACACUGGCAUAGAUAAUCUUCAGAAACCAAAGCAUUAUAUCAUAUGGGACAUCAAUAUGAAUACCCAUAUCUAUGCAGAAUAUGUAGUGACUUUUAAGAUGACCAACAAACUUAAAGCUUUUUUAAACUGGAAAAACAGUGGAUCUCAUGCAUUUGCCAUCCAGAAUUCUAGUUCGUCUGAUUGCCAAUUACAGGAGAAGGUUUUCCAGUCAACUCCAGAAUUUGGAAAUCACUCUCAGGAUCCAGUGGCAGGAAAAGUUCCAAGAGUUCCAACCUCACCAUGGAUGCCAUUUUCAAUGCUAUUUGCAGCAAUUUCUACCAAAGUGCCUUCUGAAGACAUGGAUUUAGUUCACACUCAUUAUGAUGACUUUAAGAAGAGAAAGAUAAGCCGAAUCGACUUGGUUAAGAAGUUAAGGCAGAUAAUUGGAGACAAAUUGUUGGUUUCAACUAUUGUAAGACUGCAACACAAGCUACCACCAGCUAGAAACGAAGUGCAAAAUUCCUGGUCCCGUAAGUUGCUUCCCCAGCCUCAAGAUGGACAGUGAUGAGUUAAACUUCCAGCUAUUUCUUUCUGUAAGCUUCCAAAUGCUUGUCUGAAUUGUGCAUUAGUAGUUUAUGUUCAAGAUUACUGUAAGAUUUUUAGUCGAUGGCAUGUGAGCCUCCAUAUGACUUGACAUAAAAAAAACACCUUAAGAAAUUUUAUGUCGCAGACUGCAAAGAAGGAUGGGGACGUCCGUUGGCUCUCUUCUUAAUUAAUAGUCUUCUCUCAA
Messenger RNA from Zingiber officinale, 2216 nucleotides. Its product is annotated as inactive poly [ADP-ribose] polymerase RCD1-like. NCBI's taxonomy places the organism in Eukaryota, Viridiplantae, Streptophyta, Magnoliopsida, Zingiberales, Zingiberaceae. The transcript has 7 exons. Gene Ontology annotation, molecular function: NAD+ poly-ADP-ribosyltransferase activity. The record is from RefSeq and is a predicted model, not a curated record. The coding region runs from base 318 to 1991 and encodes 557 amino acids.